AUGAUCUCCUCUCCGUCUCCCUCGCCGUCGCCGUCGUCGUCCCGGACGCCCAAGGGCGGCUCCGCUACGCCGCCGCGGAGUCAGGACAGCAAGUGGCGCAGCGGCGCGGUGCGCGGGGUGUACGGGCGGCGGCUGCUGGACGCGCUCCGCGCCACGGGCGGGGGCCAGCCGCGCGCCGUGAAGGCGGCGGCCGACUCGGCGCUGGCGCUGACUGCGCGCGGCCAGACGCGGUGGAGCCGCGCCAUCCUGCUGGCCGGCGCGGCCUGCAGCCGCCGCCGCGUGCUCGUCAAGGCGGGCGGCAAGGUCCGGCGGCCCCGCCGCCAGCCGCCGCCGGUGCAGGCCAGAGACAACGCGGCGGCGGCGUUGCUCAAGGGAAAGGGCAAGGAGAAGGACAAGGUUCAGGAGCGGCUCCGCGUGCUGGGCCGCCUCGUCCCGGGCUGCCGGAAGCUCCCCGCGCCCGCGCUGCUGGAGGAGUCCGCUGACUACGUGGCCGCGCUGCAGAUGCAGGUCAGCGCCAUGCGCGCGCUCGCCGACGCGCUGGCGGCCGCGCAGCUGUCGUCGCCGGCGGAGGCGGACGCGGACGCGGAGAGGAUCUUGUCAGACUGCAUUCCAAUUAAGCAGAGGAAGCGUAUACCCUAUUUGAUCAUUUCUAGCUGCCUUUCUCUACUUCCGUGGCUUAUCCUUGGACUAUCACAAACUUUAAGGAGCUCAGCCAAUAUGCUUACUGCCUUGCUCGUAGUACAGAAUCUGGGAUCUGCGAUGGCGGAUGUUGUUAUAGAUGCAAUGGUUGCAGAAGCAGUUCGAUCAGCAGGGCCGGAGUUUGCUGGUGAUCUACAGUCAUUAUCUUGGUCAUCGAUGGCUGUAGGUGGGAUUUUCGGGAGCUUGCUGGGAGGAUAUGCAUUAUCCAAUCUCCCAAUACAUGCUAUAUAUGUUGUUUUCUCAGCCCUCCCAUUCUUGCAACUAGUUUCCUGUAUGUUUGUUGAAGAUUCUCCAAAAGGAUUCCACAGUGCAAAUGAUGAACAUAAGUAUGUAGACAAUCAGAGUUCUGUUACUGCCUUUUCUGAAAAAGGCUCUAGUGAAGCACUUAGAUAUGAGGGCACUAGAAGGCGAAAGGGAACUCGUAAAAAUAAUAAAAGGAGAUCACUGUCAAAGCAAACUGAGCCUGAUGAGAAACACAAUGGGUCAAUUAAUUCGUUGCCAAGUUUGUCUCUGAGAUCAGCCUUCUUCAGUCUGUGCACAGCUUUUAAGCAGCCAAACAUUCUGCGGCCUAUGGCAUGGUUUUUCUUUUCAAAUGUAACAAUUCCAAAUAUCUCCACAGUCAUGUUCUAUUAUCAAACAGAGGACCUAAAUUUGGAGGCAUCCUUUCUAGGGACUGCACGUGUGAUUGGGUGGUUCUGUCUAAUGCUUGGCACCUACACCUACAACCGCUACUUUAAGCAGAAGAAUCUCAGGAAUAUUCUUGUGUUUGCUCACGUCGGUCUUGCCGUAAUUACCCUACUGGACAUUGUUUUGGUGUCACGGUUACACGUUCAGUAUGGAAUUGCCGAUAAGUACAUGGUGCUGUGGGGUUCUGCUUUGGGUGAUGCAAUCAACCAGUUCAAGAUGAUGCCGUUCCUGAUCCUGUCAGGACAGCUUUGCCCACCUGGAAUCGAGGGCACACUGUUUGCUCUCUUCAUGUCAAUCAACAACCUUGGUUCAACAGUAGGUUCAUUCCUGGGGUCUGCUCUGACAUCAGCUUUGAACCUCACCACAGGACAGUUUGACAAUCUUGCUCUGGGUUUGGGUGUACAGAUGAUUUGUACUCUCUUGCCGAUUGGGUUCCUAUCUCUGAUUCCAAAGGAAGUCACAGGGCUAACAUCAUAG
Messenger RNA from Miscanthus lutarioriparius, 1863 nucleotides. The record is from the annotation of a GenBank genome assembly. Lineage: Eukaryota; Viridiplantae; Streptophyta; Magnoliopsida; Poales; Poaceae.